AUAACCUUCAUUCAAGUACAAGAGUUAGGACCAGUUUUCAUCUAAGUUAGCAAAAUCUAAAAAAGAGUAUCAUAGUGUGUGGAAGAAUGGAGAGGGAAGAAGAUGUGAAAAUUGGAGCAAACAAAUUCUCAGAAAAGAGUGCAUUAGGCAUAGGAGCUAAAAGUGACAGCAAAGACUACAAAGAAGCACCAGCAGCACCAUUGUUUGAGCCAGGGGAGUUGAAGUCAUGGUCUUUCUAUAGAGCUGGAAUUGCUGAGUUUGUUGCCACAUUCUUGUUUCUUUACAUCAGUGUUUUAACUGUGAUGGGUGUUAACAGGUCAACUUCUAAGUGUGCCUCUGUUGGUAUUCAAGGUAUUGCUUGGGCUUUUGGUGGUAUGAUCUUUGCCCUUGUUUACUGCACUGCUGGAAUUUCAGGUGGGCACAUAAAUCCAGCUGUGACCUUUGGUCUAUUUUUGGCUAGGAAACUGUCCUUAACAAGGGCAGUAUUCUACAUAAUAAUGCAGUGUCUUGGAGCUAUCUGUGGUGCUGGUGUGGUGAAGGGUUUUGAAGGUAAUGCACGUUAUGAGAUGUACAAAGGUGGAGCAAAUGUUGUGAAUCCUGGAUACACCAAGGGUGAUGGUCUUGGAGCUGAGAUUGUUGGCACUUUUGUUCUUGUCUACACUGUCUUCUCCGCCACCGAUGCCAAAAGAAACGCCAGAGACUCUCACGUUCCGAUUUUGGCCCCACUUCCAAUUGGGUUUGCAGUGUUCUUGGUUCACUUGGCAACUAUUCCCAUAACAGGAACAGGCAUUAACCCAGCAAGGAGUCUUGGUGCUGCCAUAAUAUACAACAGAGAGCAUGCUUGGGAUGACCAGUGGAUAUUCUGGGUUGGACCUUUCAUUGGAGCUGCACUUGCUGCUUUAUAUCACCAGAUUAUCAUACGAGCUAUUCCUUUCAAGGCAAGGGGUUAAUGUUAAUCCAUCAUUCAUCACCAUGUCUGCUUCUUGGUUUUCAAUUAUCUAUUUGGUGUCUGUCUUCUUCUCUAUUUGACCAAAUCAUGUGUGUUUUUGUAAAUUAAAUUAUGGCUUACUAUAUAGUCUAUAAGCUACUACUUAAUGUUGGUGAACUCAACACGUUGAUUUGUGGAGAUUCUUUCAUGUUGUUAUUGUUAUUAUUAUUAUGCUUUACAUUACAUA
This is a messenger RNA of Cicer arietinum (chickpea), 1175 nucleotides long. Its product is annotated as probable aquaporin PIP1-2. Gene Ontology annotation, cellular component: membrane. Gene Ontology annotation, molecular function: channel activity. Lineage: Eukaryota; Viridiplantae; Streptophyta; Magnoliopsida; Fabales; Fabaceae. The record is from RefSeq and is a predicted model, not a curated record. Gene Ontology annotation, biological process: transmembrane transport.